Molecule: messenger RNA, 4442 nt
Organism: Budorcas taxicolor (takin)
Lineage: Eukaryota; Metazoa; Chordata; Mammalia; Artiodactyla; Bovidae
Gene: SLC39A3
Product: solute carrier family 39 member 3
Exons: 5
Coding region: 508-1452 (314 amino acids)
Biological process (GO): zinc ion transmembrane transport
Cellular component (GO): plasma membrane
Molecular function (GO): zinc ion transmembrane transporter activity
Source: RefSeq, a predicted model, not a curated record
GCAGCGGCGCGCCGAUCUAGGGCUCGGCCGGGAGCCCGGCAGAAGGGUCGACACCGCCUGGCAGUUGGGCGGCAGAUGGCUCUGGCGGGCGGGCGAGUACCAGACGGAGCCCCAUUAGCCCCCGGUUUGAGGGCGUCCAGGCCACCCUCACCCCUACGCUACAGCUUGGGGCAUCCUGAUCCUCGGCAGGUAUUUAUUGGGCACCUACUGUGUACCUGGCUUCGGACUGGGGAAGACAGACUCCUUGAUCCUGUGGAAGUCGCGGCCCAAGGGCGAGAUCGACUUCAGUUGUCUCACUGAGUCCCAUAAAGAGGUCCACAUGCUUCAGCUCGUCCGUUUGUCAGCCAGCUGUUACUGAGCAUCGGUUCUGCUCGGAGCCUUGAGAGGCUGGACUGAGGCAUGAGCCCCCAGCUGCGUGGUUGGACCCCCUAGCGCAUUGUGGGACGGGAGUGUGCGCCCACACAUGGUUUGGCCAGGCGGCGACCAGAGCAGCCAGGGGACGCCGCCAUGGUGAAGCUGUUGGUGGCCAAAAUCCUGUGCAUGGUGGGCAUGUUCUUCUUCAUGCUGCUUGGCUCCCUGCUCCCUGUGAAGAUCAUCGAGAUGGACUUUGAGAAGGCCCACCGCUCGAAAAAGAUCCUCUCGCUCUGCAACACCUUUGGCGGUGGGGUCUUUCUGGCCACGUGCUUCAAUGCUUUACUGCCGGCUGUGAGGGAAAAGCUCCAGGAAGUCCUGACUCUCGCGCACAUCAGCACCGACUACCCGCUGGCCGAGACCAUCAUGCUGUUGGGCUUCUUCAUGACUGUCUUCUUGGAGCAGCUGGUGCUGACCUUCCGCAAGGAGAGGCCGGCCUUCAUUGACCUGGAGACAUUCAACGCCAGCUCGGAUGCUGGCAGCGACUCGGAGUACGAGAGCCCCUUCAUGGGCGGCCCACGGGGCCACGCGCUCUAUGCGGAGCCACACGGGCACAGCCACGGCCUGAGUGUUCAGGAGCUGUCACGCUCCAGCCCGCUGCGGCUCCUCAGCCUGGUCUUCGCUUUGUCGGCCCACUCAGUCUUCGAGGGCCUGGCCCUGGGCCUGCAGGAGGAAGGGGAGAAGGUGGUGAGCCUGUUCGUGGGAGUGGCCGUCCACGAGAUGCUGGUGGCUGUGGCCCUGGGCAUCAGCAUGGCCAGGAGUGCCAUGGCCCUGAGAGACGCAGCCAAGCUGGCCGUCACCGUGAGUGCCAUGAUCCCACUGGGCAUCAGCCUUGGCCUGGGCAUUGAGAGCGCCCAGGGUGUGCCCAGCAGCGUGGCCUCUGUGCUGCUGCAGGGCCUGGCAGGUGGCACCUUCCUCUUCGUCACCUUCUUUGAGAUCCUGGCCAAGGAGCUGGAGGAGAAGAGCGACCGGCUGCUCAAGGUCCUCUUCCUGGUGCUGGGCUACACUGUGCUGGCUGGCAUGGUCUUCAUCAAGUGGUGACCGCUCUGCCCCCACCCAGCUGGAGCACCACAAGAUGCACAGGGCCCUGCCCUACCUCCCCUGAGGGUCAGAGCUCAGCCCCCAGGCUGUGCCUGCACAUAGAGGGGCCGCCUGGGACCACACUGCACCCCAAAUCCUGCACCCCGAGCCUUGGGGCCCCACUCUUAAUUUUACAAAUUCUUCUCUUAAAAGUAUUUCCCAAAGCCGUGUGGCCAUGUCAUCCUCGGGCGUGGGGAUCUGGUGACUCAUAGGGGAGGUGGGGUGGGACCCAGACUCUCCUCCCCAAACACCCCAGCUUGGACGAUAUGGAAGUGGCCAGCCUCUGUCCUCCUUGCCCGUGGUGGCUCAGCUGGUAAAGAAUCCGCCUGCGAUACAGGAGACCCUGGUUCAAUUCCUGGGUUGGGAAGAUUCCCUGGAGAAGGGAUAGACUACCGACUCCAGUAUUCUUGGGCUUCUCUAGUGGCUCAGAUGUUAAAGAAUCUGCCCACAAUUUGGGAGACUGGGUUCUAUCCCUGCGUCUGGAAGAUCCCCUUACCCAUUCCAGUAUUCUUGCCUGGAGAAUCCCCAUGGACAGAGGUGCCUGGCAGGCUACCGUUGAUGGGGUCACAAAGAGUCAGAUAGGACUGAGCGACUUAGCACCUGUGGCCACCCUCAGCCUCCCCUGGAGCCCUGCAGCACUCAGCUGGUGGAGUGUCCCCAGGGUUAGCAGAGGGGCCAGGCGCUGUCACGUGACACCCUGAGUGGUUUCCAUUAAGAGGGCCCUUCAGGGAGCCUCUGUUCAGGGUUAGUUGGAGGCCCUGUUCAGGGUUAGUGGUUCCUGCUGCCUGAGGCUGUGCUUGGUGGGUGGAGGUAUGGUUAAGGAACCCUGGAGACACCCUGUUUCCUGUUUUCGGUGCGGCCUGCCUGCACGGGGAGGUUGCCCCCCAGGGCCUGGGGCUGAGCUCUUUGGUUCUGACCCAGAGAGACAUAUGGGCAGGUUCCAGGGGCCUCAGUCCUUGGUUCUCGGCCCCAGGUGCCCAGGGACUCCCAGCAGGCCAGGGUCAGGGGCUGUGUGACUCAACUCCCCCCACCAGGUACAAAUGAAGCUCAGCUUCAGGAGCGCAGGGGACUAACAGCCCUGUGGGGCUGGCAUACACCCUCCCCUCUGUAGGGACGAGCUGUGUUAGUGUUGUCGGGGCAACCAGCAGGCGCCCCCAGGGAUGAGCCAAGGCUGAGGGCUCUUUCUGGGGACUUCGCUGCGUCUCUGGCACGGCCUUGGCUCCCCUAGCCCUGACCCCAUUACGUAUACCCUUCCUGCCACCUCCUUCUUCCAUUCAGCCAGGGGCCCAGGCCCCUUCCUAGAAUCUCUAGUCCUGUCUCAGUCAGGGUCACUGCCCAGACCCACGCCAGCAAGACCUGCUGUGGCAGUGGGGUUGUUUGAGCUUCCUGGCAAGGACAGGCCCCUAUGCCCUAUGGGCCUGGGCUCAACAGGUACUCUGGCCCCAGAGUGUACCUGGAGCAUCUAACUGCUGUUCGAGCAGGCACUCCAGGUCCUGGCCUACUGCUGCUAGCCAGGCUCCAGAAGCAUGAGAAUGCACAAGCUCCGUUAGUUUCCCUGCCAGUCUCAGGGAACAAGGGUGUAUGUCCAGGCACCUCCACCACUGCUGAUGGAAGUAUUGGGCCUGUUUCUAGGAACAUCGAUCUGGCUUUUACCAGGAUCCACAUCUGAACCUCACCUGGCCUGACACUGUACCCAUGCCAGGCAAGUGACCCCUGUGGGGGUAGGAGCAUCACCUGCACCUUGUCCUAAACCCAGCGUUGCUGGUGACUACCUGCCCCCGCUUCACUCUGCCCUCAGUGGGCAGUACCCAGUGAUCUGCUAGAUUCCAGGGCCUGUCUUCAGAUGGAGGGGUGUGGCCCAUGCAAUGGGGUGGGGUCCCUCAGGGGCUCCUCUCCCCAAAUCCGAUAGGAGCCUCCCAUGGGGUCUGCUCUAGGAGUCCCCACUCCAUACACCUCCCCAUCACCUAAAGCGCACACACAGCAGGGUCCCCACCCUCCUGCCUGCCAUCAACUUCCUGGGGUGUCCUGGGGACACCACAGGCCUGUCCACCCCUCAGUUCCCACAUUUCCCCUUCCAUCCCCCCACUGGAGCCCUCAAGGCCCCCUUGUUCCCCCUCACUCUGAGCCAGCUUAUGGACCAGGAAGGGCACUGCAGCACCAGCAAAGAGGGGGAACCCCAGUGGACCCCACUCAUGCCUUGGACACUGCCAUCCCAGUCCCUGGCGUCCUUGGAUCCCCAGCCUCUGUCUGUUGGGCUCUGGCCUCCCUCCAGGGUCCUACCAGCCCCAGGAGAAAUGCUUCCAGGCCCCUGGGGAUGCUGGAACCCCCAAUAUUGGGGAGGGGUGCUGUGUGGUUUAGGAGAGGACACAAGCUGUCUCAUCCACCAGCCUCCCCCAAGGCUACCCCUCCUGUCUGCUGUAGGAGGAGCCAGGGUCAGUCGCAGGGUCUGCUUCUCACUGAGAUGAUGGUGUCACUCAGUCAGUUGUGAUCAGCUCUCCCCACUUGGGGUGAGGGUCAAAGCUGAAAGUUGAGGUGAGAAGUGGUCAUCUCAUCCAAGAGGGGCCUGGGGGUGCCGACCUCACUCCUGAGGGCCCCUGGCCCAAGUUGGUUGUGUCCGGUCUAGACCAGGGUCUUCUGAGGACAGCUCAGUGGCUCCACCUUCCCAUGGGCUCUGACAUGAGAGUGCCAUGUGGUGAUAGGAGCUUUGGCUGAAGAAGGCUGUGGGUUGGAAACCCACCUCCUGAGACCCCGGACCAGCCCUGACACAGAGCUGCACAUUGGCCACAAGCCUUCAUCCAUCUCUAUUUAACUUUGCACCUUUGAAGAAGUGUCACUCUGAGCUCUGUGUAUGUGUCUCACGGAGGAGAAGGGGGCAGACACCUGCUGAUGAUGUGUUUAAGGUGUUGCAUGGCGACCAGGCACAACCACCUUCGCUUGGACGCGAGCAAUCC